AUGCCCCCUCAUCCGACCUCGUCAAAAACAUCACUAGCUUCGUCAUCUACCGAGGAGGAAUUCGAGAUGAGCAGCCUGCAAGAGGUUGUGGUAACGCCCAAUCCUACGCUCGCUACGCGUAACUACCCGACAUUCGACGAGGAAGACGAUGAUAAUAGUAGCGACUUGGACGAAGGAGAUCGGGCUCUAUUGAGUAAUGCUCAGAGCAGUCCACGGUGGCGGGAGAAGGCGCCGGAGAGUGCUUGGUCAACAGCCAAGGGCACAGCGCUGGAGACACUGCCAACUUUGCUGUUCACUACAGUCGGUACAAUGCUCACUGGCGAGCUUCUGGACCAUGUAUCGCGCUCGCGUGCCAUGACAUCUGUCAACGAGCUCAUCAUGAUCAUACCCGUCAUGCUCAAUCUCAAGGGCAACCUCGAGAUGAACCUGUCUGCGCGACUGGGUACUGCGGCGAAUAUGGGCGACUUGGACGAUCCUUCGGCGCGACGGUCUUUGAUCCUCGGGAAUUUGGCGUUACUGCAAGUUCAGGCGUCCGUUGUAUCAUUCAUUGCUGCAUGUUUCUCCUUCCUUCUCAGCAUCAUUAUUCCCGACGAGUCCAGCUCGCCUGCUACGCGUGCACCUCGACCAGCCAAGCCUCUUCAGGGUGGUCAUCUCGAUUCAAAAAUGGACGAAUUCUUCAUCGUUGCUUCCUGCGCCAUGGCCGCAACAUGCCUCUCCGCCGCCAUUCUCGGCUCAUUCAUGUGCGGCCUCAUCGUCCUCUGCCGCAAACUCGGGCGCGACCCAGAUAACAUCGCCCCUCCCAUCGCCGCAUGUCUCGGAGAUCUCGUGACGCUCAUGCUAUUCGGCCUCGUCGCGGCGUUCCUCAUCAAUUUUUCCUCUGCGCCGAUUUUUCCGGCUUUGGUUAUUUUGCUCAUUAUAGGAGGAGGCAUUUCUUGCGCAUUUAUUGUGAGGAGGAAUCAGUAUGUGAACCAUUUAUUGAGGGAGGGGUGGGUGCCGCUGUUUAGCGCCAUGGUAAUCACGAGCGGGUCGGGUAUCGUACUUGACAUGUUUGUUGAACGAUAUGAGGGUUAUGCGUUGCUCGCAAUAGCCUUCGCAGGUCUACCUGGCGGCACGGGCUCAAUCCUCGUCUCACGCCUCUCCACGAUCCUCCACGCAUCCACCGGCGUACACGAGAACGAAGAGAUUCGCAAACCCGAGACUUCAUCCGUGCAAGGCCCCAGCACCCGCAUCGUGAUGCUGACUCUCUUUGUCGUCGGUAUCCCCGUGGAGAUAUUCUUCCUAGUUUCGCUCGGUGUACUGGGCUGGCUCGAGACGCCUGUGCUAUUCUCGGUGCUCGCUCUGGGAUUCCUCAGCGUCGCUGUCGGGAUCUCGCUCGUAGUCGCACGAUAUCUCACGACUAUCCUAUGGAGACAUAAGCUUGACCCGGAUAUGUGCGCUCUCCCGAUCCAUUCGGCGUUGAUGGAUCUCGCCGGGCAGCUGCUGCUUGUCUCGUGCUUUGAGCUGGCGAGGUUGAUGGGGCUGAAGGUCACGCAGAAGAAGCACAAGAAGAACAAGAAAAAGCAUAGCGAUAGGCGGUUGAGUUGA
Peniophora sp. CBMAI 1063 is the source of this 1584-nucleotide messenger RNA. NCBI's taxonomy places the organism in Eukaryota, Fungi, Basidiomycota, Agaricomycetes, Russulales, Peniophoraceae. The record is from the annotation of a GenBank genome assembly.